Messenger RNA from Lodderomyces parapsilosis, 4785 nucleotides. RefSeq names its product Srb9p (gene SRB9). Gene Ontology annotation, molecular function: transcription coregulator activity. NCBI's taxonomy places the organism in Eukaryota, Fungi, Ascomycota, Pichiomycetes, Serinales, Debaryomycetaceae. The coding region runs from base 1 to 4785 and encodes 1594 amino acids. Gene Ontology annotation, cellular component: mediator complex. The transcript has a single exon. Gene Ontology annotation, biological process: regulation of transcription by RNA polymerase II. The record is from RefSeq and is a predicted model, not a curated record.
AUGCUAGAUAGGCAGGCUUCAGAUAUAAAGACAAACUAUUUCAAAAUUGGCCACGUAAAGAACAUUCAAUACACGAUAUACACAACUGCAAACAAUAAUGAACAAGAGCUUUUGGAGUUAGAAUUGAGUUUACGUCACCAACACCCAAACAUCCUACUCACGUACUACAAUAAAUGUUUGUUUUAUUUUUUGGUAGAUGACGCCAUUCACGAUACACCCUCGUUGGUUGAGUCUAACCCUAUUGUGAAGACCAAGUUUCAAUCAACCGUGAUUGCAGAAAAGUUGGCCAAUCCACCAAAGACAGUUGACAAUGAGGAAUAUCUCGCAUUUGCAAACAUAAGCUUUCUCAGAGCAUUGAAAAAAAUGAUUUUAUACAACUUGUCGAUACAGCAGGUGGUUAAGGUGUUUGGGAAUCAUUGCGUUGUUUCUGAGGAUAAUGAAACAUACAGAAUUGUAUGUAUAGAUCCCAUACUUCUUGCUACUGGAGAUAUGCUUAUGUCUUGUGUUGAGAGAAAAACACCUCAUUUUUACAAUUCAUCGUUGUUGUUCCCAAAUGAAACUAUCAAAAGCCAAGCCUUUGUUGUAUAUAUUCUACCUAGUGGAAUUAGGUGCCAUUUAUUCGACCCUACAAACCUCAAAAGCAAUUUUGUAAGUAAACCCCAAUUUGAAAAUGAACAACUACUACGGUUGCUUCAAUUGAACACCGGGAUUGAAAGCUUGCAAGGGGCGACGUGGGUGAAACUAAUACCAAACUUGAAGCACUUGAACAAUCAAACAUCGUCUAUUUCCAAAUUCGUGCAUACAGUUGAAAACAAAAAGUACAUAUUGUGGCCAUGGAAUCUUUGUCUUUUGCAGUUGGGUUUGCGAGAGAAAAUCAGAGAUUAUAGAGAUUCAACUCCGAAUUACUCCAAUCCAAUGAACUUGUUAUCUGAAUUUCUUGAUUUCACGAUUUCGCACAAAGCAGAACUGGAGAGAGCAGAGCAGAUAUUAUACAAUCAACAUCUGCAACAAAUGCAGCAACUGUCACAGCUUGAAACGCAACCAACAAAUGUGCGUCAGGACAACGAGAGACAGUCUCCUUCUUUGAAACAAGAGCAACGUAGUCCUUCAACGGGCUCUACUAACACUGUAAACGAAGCGCCCAGGAACUUGGGACCGCUUGAUAUAGGGCUCAACACGCCGUUAGGAGGCGAUAUCUUCAAUUUACAAGUGAACGACAAUUUUUUCCCCAAACAGGAAAAUAGUGUCCCGGAGGAGAGAAAUGCUGAUGCUGAAGAUGACAACGAUAUGGAAAUCGACGAAUUAUUUGGUGGGCACGAGGAUGCAAGUGAAGACGCUUUUUUGGAGGAGGGGAAUCAAUCAGGUGGCAAUAUAGAAAAUAUUAAAGAUGAAGCCGACGAUUUAUUUAAAAGCGGGACAAACCUGGAAUCCCCUUUUUCAGACGGCGCCACACAAAGAUUAGAGCCACCUAGACCUGAAUCUAACUCGGAAAGCAAAUCAAAGAAAGUUUUGCCAUAUAUUGAUAUUUUAAGUACCGGAAUGACGGUGGGAAAGUCAGUCAGUCCCAACUAUUCUGACCCUGGCGCUCCCCCGCCAGUCAAUCCAACGCCUAUGAUGUAUAUGAGCAAAACCUCAGCUGAUAGCUCGUCAUCUCAAUCUCAAUGUCAAUCACAGGGAGAUAUUGUGAAGAGUGACAACGAGGUGAUGGGAAAAAACAAACAAACACUUUUCUCUCCAUUGGCUUUCCAUCCGGUGAUCAAAAAGGACAUUGAUACAAAGUAUGGAAAAGGUGGUAAAUUCUAUUUCGACAAAGAUGUCGACGGAGUAGAGAAAUCGGGCUUUAGAGCAACAAGUGUGAGUGGAGCGUCACCCCUGUCUUUGAGCACAUUCAAAAAGCAACGUAUCCAAACAGAUGAUUUAUCUGGAAGUGAGGAAAGUGAUGAGGACGCAGAUCUGGAAGAAGGGUCACAAUACUCCGAUGAACACCAUGACACAUUUGUUAAGUCAAACCAAGGCAACAUAGUAGGGGCAAACACGGUAUUGGAUUUUGGUGCGCCUAGUAUUGGCCCUGAAAAAUCUAUAUUUACACCAAUGUUGCAUUCUGGUGGAUUUAGUUCUCCAUUUGUCAACAAUUUUGGAAAGAUGGGAGCUAAACCCGAAUCACCGCUCCCGUUGAACGACAUUCAAUCUUCCAUUAUGACUCCCGCAUUUUAUGAUGCUUCAAUUGGACACCACUCGCCGCAAAUGAAUCAUUUGGAGAACAAGAAGGAAACCGACCCCCCCAGCAAAGCUACUGAAACAUCAAAUUUUUUGCCGUUGAUCUUGAGAAAUGUGAAUGUGUCAACUAUUCCAAGUUUGUAUUUGAUGAACAAUUUGAUUAGUGAUAGAGUAAUACCCACGUUUUCCAUGACGGAGGAUGAAGGUGACAAUGACUUGGAAACAACAAAUAGUGAUGAGUUAAUUGUGAAGCUGAGACAUUUGAAAGAGUUAUUGCAUUUUAUUUCGAAAAGCAUUGUUUUCGAUUUGGGAACUACUUCGAAAAUGUACUCACAGCUCAAGUCAGAAUACAAUGAGGACUUUAGUUUGACAGAAUCGAAUGCGAUCGAGUACCAAACGCCAAAAUUCAGUUUUUUAGAACAAAUUGGAUCAGUGUUUCCCCAUUCUUAUCAAGUAUGUUUGCUGGAACUUGUUGUUGAUACCAAACACGAAGAAGGGGGGGAGGAGGAGGAUUUACUCGACGGUGACUUGAAUUUUUUGGAACAAAUUACGCACCACGAAAGUCCCAAAACUAGACGCCGAAUCAAAAAGGAGCUUGAUUCUUUAACUUGGAAUUUUUUAGAUGGCACCACUUCCCAAGCUGACUUUGAAAAGUACUCCAAUUUACUACAAGAAUUCAACUCCUUUCCAAGUUCCACUGAUGUUAGCAUAUUCAAAACAAAGGAGGUGAAAGUCAAAGUAAACAAGAACGGUAGUCUCAUCAAACUUAACUGCGUCGGACUCGACUUUUGGAGUUACUUAGAUUUUAGUCCCGUGGGGGGCCAGAGGGAUUUUCAGAUGCUCGCAAUCGGCGAAACAUCCGGAUUUGAAUCGAGCUCCUAUCUUCACAAGCUCACGGAUAGACUCAUUAGUAACUACAAAAGCUGCAACUUUGGCUCAAUAUCCAAAUUAAACUUAUCAACUGUCGAUACUAUACCCGAUUUGGAACCUGUCAGUGAUGGUGUUAUGCGAGUUACUGAAAGCCUAUCAUGCAAUUGUGGCGGCUACAAUCAAGUGAAUAAGAAGCUUAAUUCCCUAGCCGAAUUGAUAAAAUUGGAUUUAAUUAACAAGACAAACAACUUUGAGUUUGACAGACCAUUAUUGAUCCUUUUUAUAAAUUUUGACCAAAGCUUCAACUCAAUCCUCCAGAUAUCAAAAGUUUUGCGAAACUUUAAGGUGGCACUUUUGAAUUUCCAAGUGCCCUUGGUUCAAAUUUUUGCAAAAAUUAUCCCUGCAUCCAUGAUUGCCAAUAAAGUUGGAUCUGACAUAACGCUAAAGUUGUUCAAUAACCACAUGUUGUCAAAAAUCUCACUGAGCUUAUACAACGAAUGUCCCCAAGAUGCGGGCGCAAAGCUUUCAUCGUGUCAAUUUUACGCACCUUUGGUAAAAGAAGCUCCAUCAAGAAUACCGUUCAAAUUUAUCAACAACAGUUAUCGUGACAUAUCAGGCUCGGACGAUACAUUCAUUCACGUGGCUUACGAGAGAUCAAUUGAUAGAAACUGGUUUGCUGCGGCUUGGACCGAUCCUUUGGGUCUCGUGAAACAUACAAAGUCAUGGUAUUGCUCACCCAAUGGGAAUGAGCAAAACGGAGCAAAGCCAUCUAUGCACAGCUUUCGAGAUGAGAGGAUAGACGUUGCCACAAUUGCUGACGAUAUCUGGAAUAUCUCUGCUGAACUUUUUAGUGCUUUGAGUCGAGUGAACGAGCGGGAAAAUUCAGCGGGAGGGAAAAAGUUUUUGGUAUUGACGAGAAUCAACAGUGUGAUUCCUGAUGAUGAAUUGAUUCACUGGAAGCGUCUUAGUAUGAGAUUCAAAGAUAUUUCGUUAAUCGUGUUAUCUGUCAAUAGAACUCCUAAAUUGACGCUAUCGGUGAAAGGAGAAAACUCAAAUUCGACUUUCAACUCACCAGACAGAGACAGAGACAGCUUUUUCAGCUUCAAGAAUCCAAACAAUAUCAAUAAUACGUCACCCAACACAUCAAGUGGGGGUUCGGUUUUGGCAACAUCACCGAAUGGUUUGGCGUUUCAUUCACCACAACAGUUUUUGAAUAUGCCAUCAAAUUUUUUGUCUCCGCAAGAGAUACCAACUCCGGGCACCGCGGGAAGUGCAUUGGAGAGUCAAAAUGAACCUGACGCGAUACUAAAGAGUGCUGAUGGAGAUAUCUACGGUGUAAUUCCUCAAGUACAGCUCCCUUCAUUCAACUCACCAAGCAGAAUGAACAUGAAGACUGGAUUUUUAGUCAAAGAGCAACCUGUGACCUCGAGCGACAACGAAAAGGGAUUGUUGGUGUUUGAAGUUAACUUACUAAGCUGCUCGAACUAUUGGAAUUUGGACAACUUGAUGAAGAUGAUGUUGAGUCAGUACAAGAACUUGACUACUUUGAAUGAUAUUCUUGGGAUGAGGCCAAUACAUGGAACCGAAGCUGAUACAGCUAGUUUAGGAUAUUCUCAAACCACAUGUGUGGUUCCUUGGCAUAUCAACGCCGUGGGAAAACUACUAAACUAUGUGGUACAUAUAUAUGUAGAAGAAUAG